This is a messenger RNA of Mya arenaria, 19628 nucleotides long. RefSeq lists its product as uncharacterized. The coding region runs from base 37 to 18834 and encodes 6265 amino acids. The record is from RefSeq and is a predicted model, not a curated record. The transcript has 100 exons. Gene Ontology annotation, biological process: cell communication. Gene Ontology annotation, cellular component: membrane. Lineage: Eukaryota; Metazoa; Mollusca; Bivalvia; Myida; Myidae.
UUCGUGCAGUGGCUGCAUUUAACAAAAAAUGGAAUAAUGAUGAAAAAUAAAAUUAAAAUGAUGGAAUUAUUAGUAUUUUAUUUAUUUAUCGCGUUGACGGCCGGGGAACCUUUUGUAUCAGUGGAGCUCCGGAACUACGCGAACCCGACUGGAAGUGACGUCAGGGGCGCGUGUUGUGACGGCACGAGUCUCGUGGGCUCAACGUGCCUUCCCGAGCGGUGCGACCACAGGAUUAAAGUAUGCGUGUCCGACCCAGCGGAAUACAGCCCCGUUGAGAAGUGCGGUAUUGUUGACGGACCACCGGACCAGAAUGUUCAUAACUUCACUUCCGGUUCUAGGCUUCAGCUGCCCCUUGUCACUUGGCCCACUAAUGGCGAGGCGAAGAUGACGGUGUUCGUGUAUGACGUAGAUAAUGACGUUGACGGCUCAGAGACGGUCACGUUGGUGGACGAUAUGAUGCUUAUGUUUUACGUCGGAACGUCGUCCCAUAAUGUCACUCUUACACGUGGAAACACAUUGACGUUGAGUGGCACGAGACAUCCACACCCAACUACUCUUUCGCUUACUUAUUCAUUGGGCUACAACACCCACUCGAACUACUACCUCGGCCAUCCGCCGCAACAAAACUGUCCAAUCGUAAACGAGUGUGGGCGACAUGUGACCUGUGACGUCAGCGGUCACCUGAACUGCAUGCCUGGGUGGUCCGGGUCAGAUUGUAAUACUGUAGUUUCUGGCGGACUAGCGGACUGCAGCAUGGACAAUGAGUUGUCCGUGUUCUACAAGAGCACAUGGGAAGGUUCCAUCCGCUGUCCUUCUGACUGUGUGGCAAACAUGAGCGUCCGUCUGUUUGUUACGAAGGCAAGCCAUGGGGGCGUGACUGCGACCGCCUUCCUGGGGAGUAACAGCAUCGCCGUCACCGGGAACUAUGCCUCUUAUACCAAACACCUUCUACUUCAGAGCUCGAACAAUGUGUAUUUCCCGUUCAUGUUCGGUGGUCAGCAUUACACGGACGUGGAGGUAAACGGCGCGCUGCGGUCCGCCACCGAGAUGACCGGCGCCGCCAUCUUCCUCUCUCGUCGUCCUGGAGACGCUCGCACAUGUCACGGGUCAACAACUACUCUGAAAGAGACAUGUGCACUUAGGCUGACGCGAUCACAAGUAACAUUCGAUCCAUGUAAUGGCCAAGGUCAAUGUUGGAGAUAUGGAGGGAAACAGAGGGACUACAUGUGCUGCUGCAAUUCAGAUUAUGCAGGCGAGUUUUGUGGCAUCCGCAAGACAACCAGCACUUCCACUACUACUACCACCACAACGACCACAACCACCACAACGCCAGCACCAACAACAACUACAACAACACCCACAACGACGACCUCGACCACAACACCAUCGACAACGUCAACAACUACAACACCCAAACCAACCACAACUGUACCACAAACGACAACGACAACAAAGGCACCAACUACAACGGCUACCGAAAAAUCAACUACCACUAAAGCAUCCACUCUAGCUGCCACCACGUCAACGACAACCACGACGACAACAUCCAAACCGACUACACUUACAACAGAGACGGCAACACAAUCUUCAACAUCAACGACACAAUCAACAACAAGAACCACAGUGCCUUCAACAACAAAGCAAACGACAAAACAGUCGACUACAACCAGGCAGACGACGUCUACACUGCCUCCUACUUCAUCAACCACAGCACGAACUACAUCAACGACUACAACAACAACACAAGCACCAACAACGAAACCAACAACAACGACAUCAACAACAACACUGAAAUCUACCCCUAGCACGGCGACAACUACCAAAUCUACCCAGACAACUCAAACUCCGAAGCCGUGUGCACCCGUGCAUACAUGCAGCUCGCAUUUUGACUGUGACGUCAUGGGUGACCACGUGUGCGCACCAGGGUGGACCGGGUCAAGGUGUGACAUCAAAAUACAAAACGGAGCUGCGGACUGUGAUAUCUACGAUUGGGACGCGUUUCUUCCUAGCGAGUGGGACGGUAAUUACACGUGCAGUGACGACGGCCAACUUAUAAGAUUCGUCAUGAACAUCACAAAGUCCACGUCAACCAUUGCGUUCUCCGGGAAUAUGCUGAUUUCUGGGCAUAACCUGACAAUGUCGGGUACCUUUGCAUCCUUCUUCAAAAUUUUCGCUGUUCAGAGUACGGACACAAUCGCGGAUCAGAUUGCGUUACGGAAUUUCACGAAGGUUGAGUUAAAUGGUGUCAUGAACAGUUCCAUUUUGAUCACUGGAGCUACUAUUUUUACAACGAAAUCUGGCAGUCUGAACUGUGCUAUGGAAAUGCGCAGACAAAAAGUGUUUGUUGUCUCCGACUGGUGCAGUGGCCACGGUGAUUGUCAGAGGUUUGGGACGCACCAGAACGAGUUCAUCUGUUGCUGUGACAAUAAAUACGAAGGCGACCACUGCCAAACGGAAAUUACCACAACAACAACUUCCACGACAACCACCACUACACCCACUCCCACUCCAGCGCCAUGCCAUCCCCUUAACAACUGUAGCGGUCAUUUCGCAUGCGGGCCCCAGGGACAGAAGGUAUGCCGGGAGGGGUGGACGGGGGCAAACUGUGACGUCAUCAUCCCUGAUGGACCUGCCGACUGCGACAUCUUUGAAAUGAAUUCCGUAAUCCCGAGCGAAUGGGACGGAAACUUCACGUGCAGCGAUACAAAGAUCCUGAGGCGUUUCCGAAUGAACAUCACGAAAUCCGCGUCCGAUAUAGGAAUGGUAGGAGACAUCGCCAUUGACGGUUCAUUGGUGGAAACAACCGGAACAUUUGCCUCCUUCUUCAAAUUAUUUGCCUUACAGACCAACCAAAUAUUCCUUAAUGAAAUUUUUGGAAGAAAUUUCACAAAAUUUGAGAUGAAUGGACAAUUUGAGUCUGCUGUUUACGGAACGGGUGCUGUGAUCAUCCAGGGGCAAAAUGGGGAGGUUACAUGCCCGAUGGAAAUUAGAAGAAAGGCUGUAUUCAUCGACUGGUGUAGUACCCAUGGCCAGUGCCAGAGGCACGGACGACAACAGGAUCAGUUUACCUGCUGUUGUGAACCCGGUUACACGGGCGACACGUGCAGUCAGAAGGUCGUGGUCCGCCGCUCAACCCACCUGACCACCCAAACCACACAGCGCCCGACCCUCGCGACCACUACGACCACUCUUGCCCCGACCACCGGGCCACGCUGCACGGGCGCCAUGAUGAGCUGCGGUGGAAACUACAACUGUGACAUCACAAAUCAUCGCGUCUGUAUUGACGGGUACACAGGUUAUAACUGUUCUGACGUCAUACCGCUUGGUGCAGCCGACUGUGACGUCUUUGACUCUUCAACGUUUAUCCCAAGCGAAUGGACAGGCAACUAUACCUGCAGAAACGACAUUAUGCGCUGGUUUAGUGUAAACCUGACACUCGCUAAAGAUUCUAUCCACCUCGUAGGGGACAUGGAUGUUGAUGGAAACGAAAUACUUGUUGAUGGAACAUUCGCCUCAUAUUUUCAAGUGAUGGCCUUCCAGACAAAUUCCAUUAUAAUAAAUGAAAUAUUUGGACGAAACUUUACCCAGGUUGAGUUUAACGGGAAGUUCACCAAUCCACUAUUAAUAGAUGGUGUGACAGUCUUCAAGGACGAGUCUGGAUCGUACACAUGUACUACACAGCUAAAAAGGGGUCCAGGCUAUACAGGAUAUAGGUGCGAAGACAAAGUUACAACUACUACCACAACUACAACAACAACUACUACAAUCCCACCAACUACCACCACAACAAGCACAACAACUACACCAACAACAACACCAACAACCACUUCAACAACACCGACAACGACGAUGACCAGCAUUCCGUGCACGCCCGCAGAUAACUGUACCAACCAUUACACGUGCGGACCGUACGGCCGGAAGUUGUGUCGCCAGGGAUGGACAGGGGUGAACUGUGAUAGCCUCAUACAAGGAGGGUCCGCCGAGUGUGACAAUUUUGAUGACACUAUUCUGGUACCAAGCGAAUGGGAGGGCCAGUACACAUGUCCUGACGACAGAAUUACAACAUCCUUCCUUAUGAACAUCACCCGUGCAUCCACUAUCGACACCAUCGCCUCAAUCAACGUACUGAACACUCAAUUCACGAUGUCCGGCACGUACGCCGUCAUUUAUAACGUCAUAACGUUGAAAAAUGACGUACUAAUUAGCCGUGACGUACUAGGAGUGAAGUACACUGGCGUUCAGCUAAACGCGCUGCUGGUGAAUUCCACAUACGUCAGUGGGACCCUGAUUUUCCAAUCAACUGUCAAGGCAAUUAAUUGCUCAGUUUCGAUGCAAAGGAGUAAAGUAAACAUAGCAUGGUGCAGCGGUCGUGGAAGCUGUUUCAGGAAUUCGGGGGUCAAGGACGAUGUCGCGUGUUGCUGUGAGAAAGGUUACAAAGGAAACUCCUGUGAAAUUGGUCCAACAACAACAACUGCUUCGACCACAACCCCUACCACAACAAGCACAACAACUACUACCAGCACCACCAGUACCACAACUACUACCAGCACCACCAGUACCACACCAACAACUACAAUCACCACACUCCCGUGCACGCCUGUGGACAAUUGUACCCACCAAUACACAUGCGGACCAUACGGCCGAAAGUUGUGUCGUCCAGGCUGGACGGGAGCGGACUGUGAUACUCUGAUUAAAGGGGACGUCGCCGACUGUGACAUGUUUGAAUCUGACGAAUUCAUCCCAAGCGAAUGGACGGGAAAUUACACCUGUCCGGACGACAAUAGCGAGGUCUGGUACCACAUGAAUAUAACCAGGUCAGCGACCAUCGACACUGUCGCCACUGUUAUAGUCGGUAACCUCUCAUUCCCUAUGACCGGGGCUUUUGCUGGAUACCUCAAGAUCCUUACCUUCGACAAUGACGUUCCCAUACUUCGAGAGGGGCCUGUUGCUAACUACACUGAUGUUGAACUCAACGCUAAGCUUGUCAAGGUGAAUCUUAUUGACGGGUUCAUCAUCUUCAAGAAUGGCAAUAAAACGAUGGCCUGCCCAACACAACUCCGACGUACUGCAGUCCUUAUUGAUUGGUGCAAUGGCCACGGUACGUGCUCCAGGUAUGGAAAGACGAGAGAUGAAGUCAAGUGUUGCUGUGGACCAGAUUAUCACGGGAAGUUUUGUCAGGUCGGCCCUACGACGACGUCCACAAGGCCAACAACGACGAUGACAAGCGUCCCGUGCACUCCCACGGACAACUGCACUCACCAUUACACAUGCGGGCCGUAUGGCCGGAAGUUGUGUCGUCCAGGAUGGACAGGAGCAGAGUGUGAUGUCUUAAUCAAAGGAGAAGUCGCAGACUGUGAUGUGUUUGAAACUGACAGAUUAAUUCCAAGUGAGUGGACGGGCAAUUACACGUGCCCUGAUGACCAGAGCGUGGUCUGGUACCUGAUGAACAUCACCAGAUCUUCCACCAUUGACACUGUCGCUACCGUCCUUGUUGGCAACACCUCGCUACCAAUGACCGGGGCCUUCGCUGCGCUUCUGAAAGUUCUCACACUGGACAAUGAUAUCCCCAUCUUUCGUGAGGGUGUAUCGAGCAACUACACGGAGGUGGAGUUAGACGCUGCACUGAUUACAAAAGAUUUUAUCGACGGGUACUUACUCUUCAAGGGUGUCAACGGUGUACUUCAAUGCGCUACCCAGUUAAGACGAACAAGGGUUCUUAUUGACUGGUGCAGUGGUCACGGAACGUGUUACAGAUACGGCAGCAAAAGAGAAGACAUGACCUGCUGUUGCCAUGCACCAUACCAUGGCCGUUCAUGUGAAAUAAGCCCAACAACCCCCACAACUACUACCACAUCUACAACACCUACCACGACUACUUCCACUACAACGCAGCCAACAACAAUACCAACAACAACCACCACCGCAGCAACAACGACCAUGACAAGCGUUCCCUGUACCCAAGCUAACAACUGCACCCACCAUUACACGUGUGGUCCCUACGGGCGGAAGAUUUGUCUGCAUGGAUGGACCGGCAAAGACUGUGAUACAAUGAUUCCUGGUGGGGUGGCUGAAUGCGAUACACUAGACACUCUGAUUGAAAGUAACUGGGUUGGAAACUACACCUGUCCCAAUGACAACAUGACAACUUGGAUUGAUUUGGAAGUAGUGCACCGGGGUGUCGAUCGGAUUGCAGUUGUUGCUUUUGUUGGAAAUGAUACCAUUGCCAUGCACGGGAUGUACUCGUAUGCCUUCAAGAGUAUUCAACUCGCAGUAAACAACACACAAAAUGGUACCAUAGGCGUUGGCAUGUUAACAUUGCCGUCAUUCAUUGGCCAUCUAGAUAACAAUGGUGAAGAAAUACAUGGAACGCUGUCCUUGGCUAGUUCUACAGGAAAAACCGCUUGUCCGGUGUCACUAAGUAGAAUGUCAGAUUACAAAGGGAAAAACUGCGAGACAGGCCCGACAACUACCUCUACAACCUCCACAUCGACGACAACCACUUCCACCACAACUACCACUACUACAACCACCACCACACCUACAACAACUACCACAAUAAAACCUUGUUCGCCGGCGAACAACUGCACAAACCAUUAUACAUGUGAUAGUCGUGGGGAGAAGGUUUGCUUGCCCGGAUGGACAGGAAGGGAUUGUGAUAUGUUGGUUUCCGGUGGAUCAGCUGACUGCGAUGUUUUCGAUGGAACAGAACUUGUACCAAGUGAGUGGACUGGAAAUUACACCUGUCCAGACGAUGGGGUAAUGACUUGGUUCUUGAUGAACAUAACUCGAUCAACAAACAUUGAAACGCUAGCAAACGUGAAAGCUGUUGGUAUUGAGUUCCCACUGUCUGGCUCAUAUGCAACAGUGUACCAGAUCAUCACUCUCCAGAAUGAUGUGAAUAUAUUGCGCGAAGGAACUAACAUGAAUUAUACCGAUGUUGAGUUGGACGGCCGAGUAUUGAGUUCAGUUUAUAUCAAGGGAUAUCUGGUUUUCAAGAAGUCCAACACGACGCUGCAGUGUCCCGUGGAAUUGCGAAGAACAGCAGAUCAUAAGGGACAAUUUUGCGAAAUUGGACCUACUACACCCACUCCUCCUACAACAACUGUGCCACCCUGUUAUCCCAAGAAUGACUGCUACCAGCACUACUCUUGUGGAGCCCGAGGCCAAAAGGUGUGCCUGCCUGGUUGGUCUGGCGUGAACUGUGAUGUGCAAAUUCUCGGAGGCGAGGCCGACUGCGAUUCAUUUGAUAGCAAUGAGCUCGUCCCCAGCGAGUGGACCGGAAACUACACCUGUCCGGAUGAAGGAGUCAUGACUUGGUUCCUUAUGAAUAUCACACGCUCAACAAACAUUGAAACACUCGCGAAUGUAAAAGUCGCAAACACCAGCUUUCCCCUAUCAGGAUCUUAUGCAACAGUUUUUCAAAUCAUUACUCUUAUGAACGAUAUUCCGAUACUCAGAGAGGCCAAUGGAUAUAAAUAUAUCGACGUGGAGCUGGAUGGGACAGUCAAAAGCCCCGUUUUCAUAAACGGUUAUAUUGUGUUUAAAAACGGAAACAGAACUAUGUCAUGCGACGUCGAAUUACGAAGAACUGCAAUAAACAUUAACUGGUGCAGCGGAAAAGGUACCUGUUACCGGAACAGCAAGGCAAUAAACGAUUACAAGUGUUGUUGCAGGUCUGGUUAUUCAGGACGUUUGUGUGAUGUACUACCGCCGACGACAACAACUAUUCCGCCCACUACAUCAACAACGACCACAAAGACAACCUUGCAGAAUACUUCACCAACAUCAUCAACUGUUCCUUCUUCUACUUACACUGUAUUAUCAACAGCAUCAUCAACUGUUCUGUCUUCUACUAACACAGCGUUGUCAACAAAAUCAUCAACUGUGCCUUCUUCUACUUACACAGCGUUGUCAACAAAAUCAACAACUGUGCCUUCUUCUACUUACACGGCUUUGUCAAGCACAACUGAAUCUACAACAACUGUAGCAACAACGGUCGUAUUCCCAUCUUCUAAAAUAGCAUCUGCAACACCUUCUUUCAGUACAACAACGCAGACCAGAACUUCAACGGUUCCCAAAACUACAACACCAUCAACAACAACAACAACAACAGCAGUCGCAGAUACAACAACUACAACAAUUACAACAAAGGCUCCAGUGACAACUGUAACACAACCAAGAACAACAACUAUUACCCAUGUCCCAUGCACACCAAUAGAGACAUGUGGCGCCCACUUUACAUGUGAUAGGUAUGGCAGGAAGUCAUGUUCGUCUGGAUGGACUGGUUCCGCAUGUAAUGUGAUGGUUCCUGGUGGCGAAGCUGACUGUGAUAUGUUCGGAGAGCUUGUCAUAGUACCAGCGAACUGGGCCGGAAAUUAUACCUGUUUAGAUGACAACAUUGAAAUCCUGUUCAACAUGAGCAUAACAAAAUCAAACUUUAUCAACACCUUGGGCAUAGUUCGAAUAGAUGGAUCAUCCGUCCCUGUGACUGGGACAUUCUCAACUGUCUACCAGUUCCUUACUCUGCAAAAUUCCGAUGUCGUUCAUGAGGAAAUAUUCGGAAGAAAUUUCUCUGCUGUUGAAAUCGAUGCCCGCUUGAUAUCACCGACGUUCAUCAAAGGCUUUGUUGUUUUCACACAGGACAGUGGGCCUCUGAAUUGUCCAGUGGAACUCAGAAGGGAAUCUGUCAACAUUAACUGGUGCAAUGGAAACGGAGCAUGUUCUAGAACCAGCAAACUUCUAGAUGACGUCACUUGUUGUUGCAGUCAAGGUUACUCCGGCAACCGAUGCGAAUAUGUGCCUACACCUUCAACGACUGCUGCUACAUCAAAAACGACACCUAAAGGACGAAAAACUGAUGCAGCGACCAUUGCUUCGGUAAAAACAGCAGCACCAACAACAAAGCCUACGACUCCAACUACAACGACCACAACCACAACAAAAGCUAGUACAACCACUACCACAACAACAACAACAACACCAACUACUCCCACCACUACAACCCUUGGACCUUGUGCAGGGCAUUUUACUUGUAGCGCCCUAGGUCAUACACAGUGCCUUCCAUGGUUCUCGGGUCCGAACUGCAACAUUCCGAUUCCUGGAACAUCUAGUUCAUGUGCAAGUUAUGAUGAUGCAGAUGAUUUCGACGGUUCUGAAUGGUUGGGGAAUUACAAAUGUGCUAGCAAUGCUAAUCCAACGCAAGUUACAGUGACUUUAAAACAUCUUGGAUUCAGAUCACUGCUUGAGGGAACAUUCGCUAUCGAUGGACAUAAUAUAGUUCUAAAUUUGACGGGAUCAUUUGCGUCAUACCUAAAAACAUUGAAUUUGCGGGGAUUACCAACAUCUGCCGUACACAACGGAAUGACUUUAGGGGCCUUAGAAAUAGACGGACAUCUAGCUACACCGGAGCAAUUCAACGGCGCUUUGAUUGUACUAACUCAAAAUAAUGAAAGAGAAGCGUGCGCACUUGUAUUGAACAGGAGAAGUGCCACACAGUGUACUUCAAGCACGCCGUCUACCACGACCACAGCAACAACACCAACAACUACACCUACAACGACAACCUUGGCAUACUUCGAGCCGGGACGAUUAUCAUCCGCUUAUUUUGAAAUGGUUGAGUCAGAAUUCCAAGCCGAUUACGUUACUGAUAUUCUUACAAAGGCAUGGAAACGGGCUAAUACGAUAAAUGGAGUCAGUGGUGUCGUCUUGAACAUUACCAUUCAGCAAACUACUAGUAUGACUGAUGAUGAAGGAACCGAUAUCCUGAGAGUCAUCUACAAUGUGGUGCCAAGCAACGUCACCGACCCAGCCACCGUAUUGCAACCGAGUCUUAACCAAAUUGACGAGGAGCUCAAGAAAGUUUACAACACCAAAGUAUAUAGAGGAGUGUUAUCAAGCCUGCUUGAACUGAAAUAUGCAUUUGAUAUAAUGAUAGAGGGCCCACGGCCAGUUCCAUCAGUAAUAGCAUCCCUGGAGCUGACUCUUUGUAACAUAUUUGAGACAAAUAGCAGUGUAAACCCAAUCAACUGUAGCGACGGUGACUUUGUUUCGAUAAAGAAGAGUGAAGAAUAUCUUGGCACACACGAAAAAGAACUUUCACUCAUUUACUACAUUUUGGUGGUAAAUGGCUCUAUCGUUGAUCCAUCUUCGAUAACAAAACCCGAAUCUGCUUAUAUCACGAAUACCGUCCAGCAGUCAGUGUCAUCUGUAACGGUAUAUACCACACCCUUUGUAAGACGGUACAGAUUCCGAUAUGAGCUCCUUAUUGAGGGUUUUGUCUACCCUGAGAACAUGGACAACCUAACUCAUGCCAUACAAGAUAUUUGGAACAGUAACCUACCAGUGUGUCAGAAUGGGCAGUGCAUUAUCCAUAAAGCUCGAGUGGAAUUGUUCAGUGCCAAGGGCAUGGACAAAGAUAUGUACAGUCUGGUGUACUUCGUGCAUAUCGGGACCAAUUUGCUCAGUCCAGUCGUAGUUUCUCCACCUACGGACUUAGUAUUCAGUACAAACAUGAUUGUACAAAAACCUGUGUCGUACAGUAUGGGCGAUAAUUAUACCGUCUAUGUUAGACAACAGCAAUCUGUUCUGUUUAGAGUACGGUACUCCUGGAGAAUCAGCUUUGUUGACCGAGUUGACCUAAGAAAUGUUGAUGCAAUAAUAAAGCAGCUUAACGACGCUUCAACGCAGCUUGUUGGGGGUCUGGCAUACAACAUAAAGUUCGAUAGAACUGUGCUAAAGUACACCAAAAAUAGCCAGGUAGUGACAACGAUAAUGUUUUACUUGACUGACAAGACUUCAAAUGCCGUUGUUGACGCUCGUUCCGUGUCAUUACCGAGCAUAACGGCACUCAUGUAUUGGUUCGUGGAUGCUAAUCGCGUAGUACACUACGGCAACGGCGACCGAUACCAAGUGUAUGUGUUCGAGACUUCGGAAGAUAUACAUGAAGCUACGCUGUAUGAAUACGAUAUCAACGGCUACAUUCUCACAGUUGAUAAAGACAAUCUCACAAGAAUUAUUAAGGACGCAUGGACCACAGAAGACAGCACAAUACAUAAGGCUAGAAAUAUACGAGACACAUCACGUGGCUACAAGGUUACAAUCUACACGACCAGAAUUGGAUACAAGGAAAAUGGUGAUGUUGUUACCAGUAUAAAGUACCUCGUUGAAUACAACGGCGUGGUACGAGAUGCACGCUAUUACUAUGGCAACGUUUUCAGACUCGCUCUUUACAUCAAUGCACGUCUUAAUACUGCCAAUGGUCUAAGUAAAGACUAUACAUUUAUGACUGGAGCUAGACUGUACUUUGAUGAGGAGUUAUUUUCCGUACUGUUUACACGUCCAAUUGCUGAUUUUGACUAUUCGAAAGUACAGAAUAGUAUAUAUGCUGGAAUAAGAGUUUACUGGAAUGAUUACCAGUCGCUAUCUUCAGGCUUGACGGUUAAAAUCGUUUCACAAGAAGAAGUAUUCCUCAAUGAAAAGCAAUACUGGCAGAUCCGAUUCGGCUUAACGUCAACAACGACACAACGGGUAUAUGCCAAAUUCGUGCGAAAGAUCACCGAGAAACUUAUUGCUCCCGUCUUUUCUGUACAAGGCGUUGGAAAUUACAAAUACGAGCUUUUUGACCGAGUCUACAAUGAGUACAGUGUCCUUCACAGAAGAUUGGCCUUUACACUAACGUUCAAAGAGAUGGUGUUUCAAGCUGAUUGGGCAUUGAUUGCUUCCUCUAUACGCUCACAGUGGUGCCAACAUGAGGGUGCAGCAUCCUGCGUUUGGAACGUAACGAUUAAGGACCAAGAGCAUGUUAUUGACAGAUAUGGUACAUCCUACUGGCGACUGGUGUACUACAUCUUCCGCAACGCUGGUAGUGGUAUUGACCUACAAAAUCCAUCGACCAUUCUUUGGAGACCAUCACUGGUCACCAUACAAAGCCAAUAUGACUUCACCUACUCUACCAUUCAUAUCAGCCAAGUCUAUGAUACACGAUACCUCUUCACGAUAUAUACGGACAAGGAUGUGCAAUUAGAAAUGAUACAAUUCAAGAAUAAAGUCAAUGCACACUUUUCCCUCUAUGUACAAGGUGCUUCCGCAGGAUGGUGGGCCAAAACUGAUAUAACUGUAGUAUCCAGGGAGCAAGUGUAUACAUCUAGGGGUUGGAUGUGGCGAGUAAGGUAUGCCAUAAGUAACAGCGGUCGUGUGGUGAAUUCCCAAACAUGGCCGACUUCUACACUGGUUUACAUGCAGUUCAAUGCCGCAAGUGGAAUAGACACCAUCGACUGGUCAUUCUUCAAUACUGACUAUUUCUUCAGUCUUUACCUCAAGGAGAAAGGCUCAUGGUUGGAUUUCCAUAAGUUUGAACUUUAUUUCAAGCAAUAUUGGACCAAUCAUUAUGGAGGUUGCUGGACUUGCGUGGACGUACGUAUCGUAAACCAAGAAAAGGUGGUUUCGAAAAAUGGGGAUUCAUAUUGGUGGUUGAAAUUCCGGGUGUCUGUCAACGGUACGGUGGUUAAUCCUGCGGCUGUUCUGCCAUUGAAUCUUAGCUCGUUUGAAGCUGGGAUGAAUUUUACCGGUCAACGUGGACAAUAUCAUCUUGCCAAGAACACAACCCUGUGGAAAACGUUUGUUUCAUGGAGAUACUAUAGCUGGCUGUAUACGGGCAGCUGGGUACCGUCCUGGCAAUACACGUACUUCAGGGAGCAUCUUCGGACAUACUAUUCAACAUAUUUCAAUGGUUCCGUGGUAGAAAUUGGGAUCCUAAACCAGAAAGAAUUUAUUCUAUCUACCGGCAAACACAUUUGGGGCGUCCCAUACUACGUAAAGGUUGAUGGUAGAUUGGUUCCCCCUGCCUCUCUCCCGAGAAUAGAUUGGUCGGCAUUUUCCUCGUCCCUCAGUUUGAACAAUACACACGGACAGCACUACCAAAUUCUUACGGGUGUGACGACUGUGGAUACAACAACCCUGUUGUCGGUUCACCUUGAACACAAAGUGUCAACUAGUCAUUACCAUGAAUUGGAAUUGGUGCUAGAAAAUGCAUGGAAACGCCAGCAUCAUGAAUUCCAGUCAUCUGAUAUUGAGAUUCAUAUCCGAAAUCAAGAAGAACUGGUAAACUAUUACGGGGAAUCUACAUGGCGGUUAGUCUACUCCGUCAGUGUUAAUGGUACAUCAAUGGACAAGGAUACUGUGAAGGACCUUGAUUUGGAUACGCUUCAACAGGAAAUAACCUCUAGUGGGAAGUUACAUGUUAAGUUGACGAGAUGGGCAAACUCUCAAAACUUGUACGAAACGCGAAAUCUCCAAAGUGUUGUGGUCGAUAAAUAUAUUGCUAUUGGUGAUAUUGACAAUUUCGAAAGGGCAGUAGUGUUUCAAAUUAACCGUACAUUAAACGAAUCGUUUACCGUUCACGUAGUCCGACAGAAGGAGUAUGUCAAUACAACGGGUCAAAGUGCCUGGAGCGUACAAUUCAUGUUAUUCCUGAAUGGAACAACAUUCGUUCGCAAAGAUAUGAUGGCGAUGAUCAGUAAAGAAUUAUUAUCAAACGCCACUACAAUGGUGACAGGCAUUGACAAUCAGCGGUACAGUGUUGUAGAGGAUGCUGCAGACUAUGUUGACAUCGAUAAUGAAUACACAUUGGUUCUGGAUAAGAAGGUCACGGAGACUGAUAAAGACGAAUUUCGAAAACAUCUCGAGGCAGCAUGGAAAAAACUUCAUUCAGACUGGAGUGCCAUAAACGUUCGCAUUGCGAGAUCUGAAGAGCUUGUCAACGAAUAUGGAAAGUCAUUCUUCGAGCUGAGCUAUAUUGUUCAACUUGAUGGUAAAGUUUUGGACUCUCGUGAAAAUAUCGGAAUAGAUGGCAAGACAAUAGGCAGUAUAACAGGAAUUAAUGGAGAUUUUAAUGUCUUGACUGAUCUAAGCGCAACAUACACUAGGCUUAGCAGAUAUGGAUUUUACCUUUACCUCACAAAUAAGAUUGAUUACAAAGCUAAAACAGCGUUUGAACAGGCCGUGAAAACAGAGAUGCACAGAACCCAGCAGAAUGCCAACCUUACCGUGAACUUUAAACGAUUUGAGGAGUACGUAGACGUCUCAACCCAUAAUAAAACCUGGAAGACAUUGUUCUUUGUUUCUCAACACAACCAGCUCAUACCUACAACUGGCCUUCGCACAAUGGACAUAACCCAGUUGCAAGCAAACCUCAAUUUUAAAGGAUACAACAAUAAGACAUAUUCAGUUGUUGACAUGAAAGGUCGGACUUAUGUCAAUAUGAGAGACUCUUAUAAUGUUCUUCUUACGAGCAAAAUAUCAUCAACAAAACUCAAAACCAUGGAAACAACCAUCCUGCAAGUAUGGAAACAGUCCGUACAAGAGUACAACACGUGUAAUUGUCUGACAUUGAGUAUGAUUGGCAUUCCAGAGCGUGUUGUUGAUUUACAAGGGAGCAAGUACUGGCAAGUCAAAUAUUUCUUGCUGAAAAGUGGAACAGUUGUGAAAUCAAUGACUUCAUCAAGUUUGAAUCUUUCGUUACUGCAAGAAAAGCUGACCUCAUCGAAUAUAGCAGUUCAGUUGGUAAAAGAAAAGAAAACCACAUAUAAGUUGUCAACAGCAUUUUCAGUUUACUUGAACAGGGACUUCAACGUUAAAGCACAGUCGACAUCUAGUGUAGCGUCUAAGUUUACAGUUUCAUUGUCUCAAACAUGGGGAACGAAAGCGAUUGUGACUGGUUUCAAUGUAAAACCAGAUAUAUCCUUAAGCAGCAGUUUGCAGUUCGUGGAUUUAUUAUCAAGGACGUCUGUUUAUCGUAUCUACUACCUUAUGUGGAAUAAUUGUGAUCGGACACAUUGCGACCCCCUCGACCCAGACUCACUGCCCACUUUAACCGCCAAAGAAUUGCAAAAGCAAAUCAACUUUACUUCACCUUCUAAUACGACUUACGAAGUGAAAGAUUCGACAAAAGCAGUUGAUUUUAGCUACCAUUUUAGUGUCAGUGUUACGAGACAAGUGAGACAACAAGACGUUGCGAAAUUUGAAGAUGUUGUUAAGGCGGUUUGGAGUAAACGAAGUGGUGUGGUAACAAAGUCAUUACAAGUGGACAUUCCAAUACAGGAAGAGUAUAUAACUGCUAACUACUUCAGCUACAACCAGGGCUCCGCUUUCUGGACUCUCGUGCUUUUCAUACAAGAAAAUGGUAAUGUGAUUGACGGUGAAGUUACAGAACAGCUGGAUACUACUGAAAUUUCAAAACUGUUGACAUUCAGUGCUGCUAACAAUGGCAAAUAUGUCAUUUCCACAAACAAACAAUCAGAGGCAAUCAAGAAGGAGUCAUUGUUCUCGUUUUUAAUUGAGUCGCAAAUAGUAUAUGAUGACAUCAGAGAAAUUGAAAAACAACUUGCACAUGCAUGGACUACCACAGGAUUUAGCAACACUAGUACGAAUGUAAACAUUAUAUCGCAAGCCGAUUACAUGGUGUCCUCCUCAAUGCGACUUUCAACGAAAGUAUCGUUUAGCUUGAAAUCGGACGGUGUACAGAUUACCUCAAAUGACGUCCAGGAUUUAUCUGAAGAAACAAUUGCUGGGAUAAUUAGUUCGUCUUCCCUCACAAAGAAAUACAGUUUGGUGUCUACGACACAGGCGGACAAAGUUCAGUCAUAUAUGGCUAUGUUUAUACUGACAUUGAAUCGACCACUACUGGAUGUAGACAUCGCAAUGUUUGGCAUUCAGCUUACUAAGGCAUGGACGAUCUACAAGAACGACACAAACAUAAAAGCUACGGUAGUGCUUCAAGAAGAAAAUAGAGAAAUAACUACACGGAAAAGAAUGUGGGUAGUACGUUACAACGUAGAGCAUACGUCAACUCAGAAGAGUUUCGACGCGCAACUUGAAGACAGUGUACCACGUGUUGUACUCUCGAAAUACCUGACACUCGCCGCAGCUGGCAGCAAUGUGAAAUACUUCGACUCGCUCAUCACACUGCAAAGCACAGUUAACAGGUCUUCCGAUCUGUUUGCCGUUUACACGACACAACGUGUCGGCACCGGCAACUACAUCAAGCUACAGAACGGCCUGAUGCUUUCAUGGAACAGCACGUACUCUGCGGCUCGUGUCAUGUCAGUAACGGUCGUAUCAGAGGAGGAAGUUGUCACAGCUGAUAGGACGCGUGCUUGGAAGAUUUCUUAUAAUGUGGACACCAGCCCUAACUAUCCUCCAUCAACGGCAAGAAACACACGUGCAUUGUCAAUAUCCACCAUGCAAAAUAACAUAAUUAUACCCACAAUACAUGGCGGACGGUAUACAAUUGCUAAUGUUUCGAAUGAGGUUGCUGUGUCACAGACAUACGGCGCUGUUUUGUCAGAGAGGGUGUACAAUGUUGACAUCAGUAAGAUGAAACAUGUACUGGCUACUGCAGUAUCUCACAGUGUUAGCGGUACACAUACUGACCAGUACACUGUUGAUAUAGUAGCCCAGGAAAAGGUCGUAUCAGGGACAGGAACAUCUGGUUACGCAGUGUCAUUUAUUGUCAAGAGAAGUGGUGGUUUACUAGUUGAUGCAACUGUGAAUCCACAAUUGUCGACAACAGUGAUAAAUGAGGCAAUUCAGUUUGACACACCGCGACAUACAAAGUAUAUGGUACAUGAAACGUCAUACUUAGGAGAGUUUGUAAAUUAUCGACGCUCAGUGGACCAGUUUGAUGUUAUGUUUAAAGGAAUCGUUCCUAGCUACAUAAUAUCCAGAAUGAGCUCAUUGCUAACAAAUGUCUGGAAGGAACAGUUACAUAUGUCAUCAACGGUUAAUAUAAGUGUGCUUCAAAGAGCAGAACAUAUUGGAGACCAUGGUGAAUCUUUGACACGUGUAUCGUACUUCGUUUCGGCUGCAAACGCUCUCGUUUAUCCCUCCAUAACACUUGCCCCCUCUGCCGAAAAGUUGGCUGCAAAUAUCUCUUCAACAUUGAGCUUUUACGCCGAGGCGUACAUGGGAAAGUCAAUGGCUAAGGAGUCUCUAUACUCCGUGCUUGUUGAGUCAGGAUCAGUAGCAGAUGUACAUUCUGCACUCAAUGCAUCUUGGGAAAAACUGUACAAUGAUGCUUCAAUUGACAUAACUGUUGUUGGAUCGGAAACUUUUAUUGGUCUAUACGGGAUCGAGCUGAUGAAUCAGUAUUACUCAGUUGUAUUAAACGGAAGCAAGGUUGAACCAAAUUUCAUCGUUGAGCCGUUGGGCUGGAAAAUUGACCAGGAACUGAAACAAACUGACGUAUAUACUAAGACAGCUUAUAGAUCGGCGGACCUUCAUACGAUAAAGCUCAGUGGAGCAAUCGGCAAAGCCACCGUGUCCAGAUUAGAAGAAACAUUAGCAGAACUGUGGAAAAAUAAAACAAACUCCCAGAAAAAUGUUACAGCAAGCGUAGUGGCCGUGCACGAGGAGAUAGAUAUGGAGUCAAGGUCAAGUGUCCGCCAGCUAUCGUACACGCUCAACAUUGACAAUAAAACGACGGCUGCUUGGGAGGUGAAGCCUUUACAAACUGACAAGGUGAAGGCCACCAUAGCAGCGGACUAUGCAUCCGAGGUCGAAAUCUGGCUGAAUGUCACCAACAUCAUGAGAGAGCUUUACCUGAAGGGGGAAUCGCAUGAUGUAGGCGCAAAGGUGCAGGAAGUCAGAAAUGCGCUCGUACAAUCAUGGACCUUAGCAAAUAAUGCUAGCAACAAUGCAGUCGAAGUACAGAUUAUUUCUCAGAAUGAAACAAAGAAAUCGGUGCUUGUCGCCUCGGAUUGGUCUCCUUUAACGGCUAUCAAAUACGGGGUGUCCGUUAAUAAAAAGGAUCCAAAAGAACCCAUACCUCACAAAAUACUUCAGUCACAGCUUGACACGCUUGGUCUAAAACUCGUCACCGGCAGUGUCCGGAGACUCCGAAAGUUGUAUGUAACUGGUGCACGGACGCAGCUUAACUACACUGCAAUCGUAAACUCUAUAGGACGUGCAUGGUCGCAGGAAAAUUCAGGAUUCAGAGACGUAUCCACCACUGUAGUGAUAUACCAUGGGUCGAACAGACAGAAGAGGUCUCCCACACUAAGCUCUGAGUACAGCCUAGUCGGCAAUAAUAGGGAAGUCCUCACUCCGCUUCAGUACACUUUCGCCGUCGAUAAUAGAGAACCCAACCCAGCUUUAGUAGAAGAGCCGAGUGCUGAUGUUUUUGACCGGAAUCUUGCAUCAGCGAACACCGCCACGUGCGGCUGUACACCACGUGCUCAGGGUCACGUAACUUUGCUCGGCAAAACGUCGACUACUGGAAAGGCAGCUAUAGAGGACGCUAUUGCGACAGCAGUGGCCACGGAGAAUCCUAGUAUUGCAAAAUCCGACAUCACCGUUGGCAUUGUCAGCAUGACAGACGGACAGGACAAUGGGAAGCAGAUUUCCACGGUUGUGUACCUGGUAGAGUGUGCGAGAGACCCCUGUGACGUAGAGGAGCUGAGGGCGCCCAGCAAGGCGGUGCUGGAGGCAGAGCUAGCGCAAGCCGGGCAAACGCUUUAUUCGCGGGCGGAACCGGUAGAGGAAGAAAAGAACAAGUGGUUGAUACCCGUUGCUGUCGGGUGUGGUGUGGCUCUGUUCAUAAUCAUCAUGGCCAUAGUGUGCUGUUGUAUAUAUAGACGAAGACACAGAGAUAUGUGGCGAGUCAGACGAUCGCCAAAAGUAAAUUCUAGUCCUACUAGGCACCGGAAGAAAGGCGACUUUCAGGCCCAGGAACAGGAUAUAAAGCACAACAACGCCUAUGAUAAGGAACAUUUCAGUGACGCCGCUGUGUAUGAUAAUUCAGGACUUCAGGAAGAUGGCCACUUUAAAGAAAAACUCUAGAGAUGGGUUGAUAUAAGGUUGAGAGAGGAUAUCUGAUUAGCAGGGAGCGAAUUUAUCAUUAAAUUCUAUUAAAAUGCUCAAAAUUGUGUGCGGUAUGUUUAAUGGUUUAUAUUGUUUUUUUAUGACUUCAAAUUAAAGAAAUUAGAAUGUCAAUAAAGGAGUUAAAUAUACGGUUAUUGGAGAGAAGUUUUCUGAUUGGAAGACUGAAUGAUUCUAUAAUUAAAUUGAACUAAUAAUAUAAACAAAAGUAAGCUACAAUAUAAACAUACUCAAAAAUACAGUUAUUUAGGUAAUGCUAUUAUGUUGCAAUAUUCGUUCAUUUUCUUUCUGUGUUAAGUGUCAACAUAUGGACUUUCGACAAAGAUGACCAUUGUGGCAAAGGAUAAUUAUGAUAGUUAAAACGAUAGACUGUUAAGACUUGGUUCAGCAAAGAACUUUAACAAAAAGAUAGAUAAACAUAAUCAAUCCUUUCAAUGCAAUUUCAAAACCUCAAUGUAUAUUUUUUGGUUUCAACAUAUAUGACUGCAAAUACCUCAUUGUAUAAUAUAUCAUUAACAAAAAACAACACAUUACAGGUUGUCUAAUUUAUUUGUUAAUCUUGGUACAUUUACAGGAAGCAUUUACAACAUAAUCAUGAAAUGCAUGGUGAUCAUGCAAAAUUAUAAAUAAAAUUAUUGUGAAAAAUCAUCAUUGUAUUAUAUGUACAUUUUGUGUAACAUAUCCAUUUGUUUCUGUGUACCAUGUGUAAACACUGAUAUUUAAUGUUGUAGAUCUGAAUAAAUCUUAUUUUCUUU